UGAGCCUCUCACAAAACAUGGAGGAGAAUUCCGACCUUGACCUGACCUACAUCACUGAGCGAAUCAUUUCAGUCUCCUAUCCAGUGGGGGCAGAGGAGCAGAGUUUCCGUGCCAACCUGAGGGAGGUGGCACAGAUGCUGAUGUCCAAACAUGGCGAGAAUUAUCUCCUCUUUAACCUGUCCGAACAGCGCUACGACAUCAACAAACUCAACCCCAAGGUGGUGGACUUUGGCUGGCCUGACCUACAUGCCCCUCCUCUGGACAAGAUCUGCAGCAUUUGCAAAGCCAUGGACACCUGGUUAAAUUCAGACCCUCAGCAUGUGGUUGUCAUUCACAAUAAGGUAAGGACCACGAUAUCUUCCUCUCUUUACGGAAGUCUCAGGGUGAAAAUCCCACCCCGUAUCUGGCCAGCCUGACCUUGGAUAACACCCAGAGUCCGGUCUCUGUCACCGCUGUCUGCUGAGUCAGUCAGUAACACACCAACCUGAAACCUCCCACCAAUCAUCUUUAUCCUCCAAUGUUUCUGUUUUUAACUUUCCUGAACCUUGUUGUUUAACUCUUCAGUCUGAUCCGAGGAAUACAUUCACACGGUGGACCUUCAGUAUGUUGUGGAUGUGAAUUCACUCCAUCAACC
Chiloscyllium plagiosum (whitespotted bambooshark) is the source of this 634-nucleotide messenger RNA. NCBI's taxonomy places the organism in Eukaryota, Metazoa, Chordata, Chondrichthyes, Orectolobiformes, Hemiscylliidae. The record is from RefSeq and is a predicted model, not a curated record.